AGCAAGUCAAGUGUUUACAAACUACUGCUGAUAUUGCUAUCGCUUGCCAAUACUAAUCAAACUUAGUGGUCAACCGAUACUUCGUAAAAUACAGACGCACUAAACUAGUUUAACUUUACUUAGUUAGCUAGUGCUUGCUAGAUUACAUUUUGUAGCAUUUAGAUCUCAUACCUGUAGACAUAGGCACUAGUUGAAAGUGUAAUUGUAAAACGUAUAAUGGUUUUGUGAAAAAUAAAUGGAUAUAAUUUCGAAAUAAUGUUUUAAUCAGGUUGUUCUCGCAAAUAUCAAUAAAAACUUAUAGAUAUCUUAAAAAUGAUUAUCAAUAAUAGAUUAUUUAUUAUUUACGUUUUAAGUACGCUUUUAAGUAAUAAAGUAAGUGCUACAACAACUGAUAAAGACAUAUCCAAAGCACUGGAAGAACACACUAUGGUAACUGAUAUUAAUAUCUUUCCAUACAUGGUGGCGAUAUUGAGAAAAUUUACGUACAUUAGUGCUGGCGCUUUGAUUGAUGAAAGUUGGGUGCUUACAGAGGCCGAUUCCUUAUUUACGAUUAGAGAGUCUUCGCGAUUUCUUCGGGUGAGACUUGGCAGUGCUAAUUACAAGAAAGGGGGAUAUCUUACACCAAUCAAGUACUUCCAAAUCCAUCCUUAUUUUGACGACAGCAAGCCUCUGUUUGAUGUGGCACUUAUAAAAUUGCCCGAAGCUGUAAGACUGACGCUGAGUAUAAAUCCUAUAAGACUUCAGAAAAAACCUCGAAAAAUUAUCACUUCACAUUUUAUAGUGACCUCAUGGCCAGUGUAUCAGCAACAAAAUCUAAGUGCAAGUCGCGUAGAAUCAUUGGAGCAGAAGAUGCGGCGUCGAAUACUUACAGUGUCGCAUUUACACCCGACAGAUCCUGAAGUAUGUUCUGAAGAAAUGGACAUGUUCAUGCCAGAUCACAACAAUACCAAGUCUCUAAUGUGCUUAGAUCCUAAUAUUGGAACUAAUCCUUGCCAGAGAGACAUCGGUGCACCGGUUGUGCUGAACGGGUUGUUGUGGGGUAUAAUUUCAUCCUGGAAGUCAGAAGAAUGUGAAAUUGAAGGCGGACCUUCCUUUGUGACCUUAGUGUCCUCCGUAGAAGUCAACUCCUGGAUACAUUCUACUAUCCACGGUCAUAGGUGGAUGAAGCAACAUACCGUUGAUUAUCAAGAUAAUUUUAUUUAAAUACAAUAGAAUCUCACUAAUCCGGCACUUCGAUAGACCGAUACAUCCAAUAAUAAUCCAGCACCUACAAAGACCUACCUAAGGACUAAAGGUUUGGCAACAGACCUCAAUUAAUGAUUAUUUUAUAACGAUGUUAUUAAGUAGUUAAUUGUGAGUUAUGUUACAGUUAAAUAAAUAAUUGAUGUAGAACAUGAACACAAAUACGUUGUAUUUAUUCCCUAUAUAUGAAAUGGAUUAUUCUAUUUAUUAUGAUUUUUUCUAUGCAAUCUAGUAAUCCGAAUAUUCCAAUAAUUCGCCACCCUCUGGUUUUAAUAUUGCCGGAUUAGUGAGAUUCUACUGUAUUAAGUUUUCUGGAGAUAUAAUAUAAAAUUACGGAUAUAAUAUAAAUAUAAAUUAUUAAUAUAUUAAUA
Maniola jurtina (meadow brown) is the source of this 1613-nucleotide messenger RNA. Its product is annotated as hypodermin-B-like. Gene Ontology annotation, molecular function: serine-type endopeptidase activity. The record is from RefSeq and is a predicted model, not a curated record. NCBI's taxonomy places the organism in Eukaryota, Metazoa, Arthropoda, Insecta, Lepidoptera, Nymphalidae. The transcript is spliced from 4 exons. Bases 313 to 1203 code for a protein of 296 amino acids. Gene Ontology annotation, biological process: proteolysis.